CCUAUCGAUCCGAUUGCAGUUACCGUGAUGUUGUUGCAUUGUAGAAAUGCGGAAAAAACAUCGUUGAAAUGUGACUUCCAUAGCAAUACUGUCAGGCAGCUUCGACCCUGCAAAGCCCAGCCACGUUGAUUUCAAUGUUGUUCGGGUACACUCUUCUCAGGACAUCAACAUCCAUGUCGCCAACCUCUCCACACACAUCCAACACAACCAUCAGUGCGUCCUUACAAAGCACUACAAAGCCAGCAUAACCGGCACCAUGGUCAGCAACAAGACCCUCAUCUUCAAGAAAAUCCCCACCGGAAAACCCAUCCCCGGCGAGCACAUCACCGUCGAGGACCGCCUUGUGGACAUCACCACCCCUCCUCCGGGCGGCGUGAUCCUAUCGGUGUUGUACGCCUCCUUCGACCCAUACCUCCUCAGCAACAUGCGCGACGCCAAGAUCAAGUCAUACAGCCCAGCAUUUGCGCUCGACGGCCCUGUCGAGACCGACACCGUCGCCCGCAUCGUCAAGUCCGACUCACCGGAGCUGUACCAGGAGGGUGACCAGGUGCUGGCAUACCUGCCGCUGGCGGAACACGUGGUGCUGGACCAAAGCGAGCUGGGGCGCAUCCGGACCAAGCUCCGGAACCCGCACAAGCUGCGGGAUCUGGGCAUGUUCCUUGGCCCGCUGGGCAUGCCGGGUCUCACGGCGUGGUCGUCGCUGUACGAGAUUGGCAGGCCCAAGAGCGGGGAGACUAUCUUUAUUAGUAGCGCCGCGGGUGCGGUUGGGCAGGUGGUCGGGCAGAUUGCCAAGAGGGAGGGGCUGAAGGUCAUUGGGAGUGUCGGGAGCGAGGAAAAGGUGGAGUUUAUCACCAAGGAGUUGGGGUUUGACGGGGGGUUUAAUUACAAGACGGAGAGGGCAAAGGUUGCACUGAAACGGCUGGCGCCGCAGGGGGUGGAUAUCUAUUACGACAAUGUCGGGGGUGAGCAGCUGGCGGAUGCUAUUGACGCGAUGAACGUGUUCGGGAGGAUCAUUGCUUGCGGCGGGAUCUCAGAGUACACUAUCCCGGUGGAACAACGCUACGGCGUGCGCAACUUGGUCCUCAUCGCGAGCAAGCGGCUGACGAUGCGUGGCUUCCUCGUUUACGAUCAGGGGUUCUGGGACAAGUACGAGGAUGACCACCAGGAGAAGAUGCAGAAGUGGCUCGCCGAGGGAAGCAUCAGGGCCAAGCUGCAUGUAACUGAGGGAAUUGACAAUGCUGCCGAGGGCCUGGUUGCCAUCUUCGAGGGCAAGAACUUUGGCAAGGCGGUGCUCAAAAUCAGGGGCGAGUGAGGGAGAAGCGUCUGCGGCAGACGGUUUGCGCGGGCAUCAUUAGCGAAUGGUGGACUACAUUAUGAGUUUCAACCCAAGAAGUCCCGGGAUAUGUCAGGUUAGAU
Canariomyces notabilis is the source of this 1416-nucleotide messenger RNA. RefSeq names its product oxidoreductase. The transcript is spliced from 2 exons. The record is from RefSeq and is a predicted model, not a curated record. NCBI's taxonomy places the organism in Eukaryota, Fungi, Ascomycota, Sordariomycetes, Sordariales, Chaetomiaceae. Gene Ontology annotation, molecular function: oxidoreductase activity, acting on the CH-CH group of donors, NAD or NADP as acceptor. The coding region runs from base 257 to 1312 and encodes 351 amino acids.